This is a messenger RNA of Malurus melanocephalus (red-backed fairy wren), 5967 nucleotides long. RefSeq names its product PNN interacting serine and arginine rich protein (gene PNISR). Gene Ontology annotation, molecular function: RNA binding. Bases 149 to 2620 code for a protein of 823 amino acids. The record is from RefSeq and is a predicted model, not a curated record. The transcript is spliced from 12 exons. Lineage: Eukaryota; Metazoa; Chordata; Aves; Passeriformes; Maluridae. Gene Ontology annotation, cellular component: nuclear speck; presynaptic active zone.
CGGGUGAGCGCCAGCGGGCGCCAUAUUGUCUUGUCUGUGAAGACGAGAAGCGAUAGUAGCGGGGGCAGCACGGCCGCGGAGCGGCGGUACCGGCGGCGGCGGGAGGCGGGGGAGCGCUUGAAAUAUAGACUAUAUAAAGACUUAAAAGAUGUGGGAUCAAGGUGGACAACCUUGGCAGCAAUGGCCUUUGAACCAACAGCAGUGGAUGCAGUCAUUUCAGCACCAGCAAGAUCCAAGCCAAAUUGACUGGGCUGCAUUAGCUCAAGCAUGGAUUGCUCAGCGAGAAGCCUCAGGGCAGCAGAAUGUAGUGGAACAACAAGGAAUGAUGCCAAAUGGACAGGAUAUUUCAGGAAUAGAGUCUGGUCCAAACAACCAUAAUAAUUUUCAGGGGGAUCCCAAUUUCAACAGAAUGUGGCAGCCAGAAUGGGGAAUGCCUCACCAACCCCCUCACCCACCUCCAGAUCAGCAGUGGAUGACUCCAACCCCAGGUCAAAUGGAAAUUGUUCCUCCAUCUGAAGACAGCAACAGUCAGGAUAGUGGGGAAUUUACUCCUGACAACAGGCAUAUAUUUAACCAGAACAAUCACAACUUUGGGGGACCUCCCGAUAACUUUGCAAUGGGGCCAGUGAACCAGUUUGACUAUCAGCAUGGGGCUGCUUUUGGUCCACCUCAAGGUGGAUUUCAUCCACCUUAUUGGCAGCCAGGACCACCAGGGCCACCAGGUCCUCCAGCACCUCCUGCACCUACUCAAAAUCGAAGGGAAAGACCCUCGUUCAGAGAUCGACARCGUUCACCUAUUGCGAUGCCUGUGAAGCAGGAGCCUCCACAGAUUGAUGCUGUGAAGCGUAGAACUCUGCCUGCCUGGAUUCGUGAGGGCCUGGAAAAGAUGGAAAGAGAAAAACAGAAAAAAUUGGAAAAAGAGAGAAUGGAGCAGCAACGUUCACAGAUGUCAAAAAAAGAAAAAAAGGAAAGUGAGGAGGCUGAAGAAGGGGAUGGCCCACGGUUACCUCAGAAAAGUAAAUUUGACAGUGAUGAGGAAGAUGAAGAUGCUGAAAACACAGAAGCUGUAAGUGUUGGGAAAAUCAGCAGGAGUCCAUCACCAGCUCCUCAAGAGGAGCAAAGUGAACCAGAAAUGACAGAAGAAGAAAAGGAGUAUCAAAUGAUGAUGCUGACAAAAAUGCUGCUGACAGAGAUUCUCUUAGAUGUCACAAAUGAAGAAAUCUAUUAUGUGGCCAAAGAUGUUCACCGUAAAGCAACUAAAGCUCCUGCAAAACAGCUGGCACAGUCCAGUGCACUGGCUUCCCUCACUGGACUCGGUGGACUGGGUGGUUAUGGAUCAGGAGACAGUGAAGAUGAGAGGAGUGACAGAGGCUCUGAAUCAUCUGAUACUGAUGAUGAGGAAUUACGACACAGAAUAAGGCAAAAACAGGAAGCGUUUUGGAGAAAAGAGAGAGAACAGCAACUACUACUAGAAAAACAGCUAGAAGAAGAAAAGCUACAAAAUGAAAAAGUUUCAAAAGAGAUGAAUGAAUUUCUCAACAAAGAACAAAAUAGUAACUUAACAUCACAGGAGGCAAAAGAAAUUGAAGCAGAUAUGGUUCAUGAAAAGAAAAGAUCUCCAAAUGUAAUUGCACCUGACACAGAGCUCAAGAAAGAGGGUAAAGAGAGGACAGGAAGGAGUGGGUCAAGAAGCUCUAGCAGUGGUAGCAGCAGCAGCAAUAGCAGGAGCAGUAGCAGUAGCAGCACAGUMUCCAGUUCAUCCUAUAGCACUAGCUCAGGUAGUAGUCGCAGCUCUUCACGUUCUUCCUCUCCCAAAAGGAAGAAGAGACACAGUCGCAGUAGGACUCCAUCACAUAAGGUUAGGCGCAGUAGAAGCAGGAGUUACUCCCACAGAAACAGGAGAGAGAGGAGUAGGAGCAGGGAGAAAAUAAGGGAAAGGAGAAGAUCUAGUAGAAAUCAUAGUGCUGAAAGGGGGGAGAGGCGGAGAAAUCGGAGUCCUUCAAGAGAGAGAAGCUGGGAUAGGCGUAGAAGUGGCAGCYGCUCAAGAGACCGGCGAGCCAACCGUGCGAGCCGCAGCAGGAGCAGGGACAGGCGUAAAGCCGAGGACCAGCGUAGAAGCCCUACUGGAAAUAGGCACAAACAUAAAAGUGAGGGUAAAGAUCAAGAAAGGAAGAAAGAGCAGGGUGGAGGUGUAGAUAAAGACAGAAAAAAGAAUAGAGAAAGGGAGAAAGAUCAGGAAAAAAGAAAAGAUAAGCCCAAAAAAGAGGAAAAAGAAAGUAAGGCUGGCAAUCAUGAUGACAGUAGAUUAAAGAGAAAAAGAGAUAGCGAAAGAACUUUCUCUCGCAGUGAUUCAAUAUGUGUGAAAAUAAUAAGACAGGAUUCCAGACAAGAAAGCAAAAAAAUUACUACCAAAGAUAGCAAAAAACGAUCAGGCUCUGAAUCUAGUGCAAGGAGUAGUUCUGAAUCACCAGGAAGCAGUAAAGAAAAGAAGGCUAAGAAAUCGAAGCAUAUUCGGUCAUGCUCCAUGGAGAAAUCUCAAAGGUCUGGUAAGAAGGCAAGCCGCAAACACAAGUCUAAGUCACGAUCAAGAUCAGCAACUCCUCUUCGUCGUAAACGCUGAGGAAUUUAUGGCACCAGUGCUAUGACAUUUAAAAAUUCCAUGAGUUAUAAAAGGCUUGUCUCAUUAUAGAGGCACAUUGUGGCUAUGUAGGUGAAACCAGAAUCCUUUUUUUAUCUGUAAAUAGGUGUAUUUUUUCCAAAUGCUGCUCAGAAUUAAAUACCUAAUAGGAUUUCUUUGUAUUACAUUUUUUCAAAAACGGUAGUGCUUAUUAAGACUAUAAAACAGGCCAUUCUCUUUCAGCUGUAAUGUUCUUAAAAUUACUAUUGAAUGUACUGUGAUGUCAAUAAAGCUCUUUAGUUCAUUUUUUGUUUAAAAUUCUUGCACCUGAAUUUUGUGUUAAAUGGUAGAAAGUACUUUAAAAAAAGAAGAGGCAGCUGUUUUGGUAUAACAAAAUUUUAAAGUACUUGAAAAAGAUUUAAUGUGAAACACUUGUCAGAACAUGUAAUCCAUGGACAUGAUGACACUUUAUUGGGGGUGUGGAAGAACAGAGAAAAGACAUCUUAUUUUUCUUCAUGUGUAAUAGAUUUUUAAUAUUUUUUGSGGGGUCUAGCAAGUACUAAAUGCUGUGUGUGUAAAAUAUGGGUCACUGUAAUACAAGCUAUACUUAAACAGACUGAACCCCAUUAGGAAUAUGUGGGACUAACUGAUCUCAUGUGGCAGUCUUAAGCUCUGGAACUAUAUUCCUCACCCAGUUUUCAGAGAGAUCUUUGGAUGUUCAGGGAUAUUACACGUCUCAGAAUUUUAGAUGUUUUUAUGAAAUGCAUUUAUAAAUGUCACUCACUACACAUCGGAAAACUGGCAGUAGGUUAACUUUACAUUUUGGCAUGUGCAUUAAAUGUAUAGUGGAUAUUCAAGGUGUUUUUUUCUUAGUGCGACAAGAAUUGUGACUCCUGUAAAGCUAAUACAUUGAUGUAUUAGCAAUGUCACUAAAUUUUUGAUUUUAAUAUUACCAUAAAGAAAGGUCAUUGAGUUCCUACUUAAGAAAUUGACUAUUGCUGUUAGAAACAAGAGUGUGAAAUAGUAAAAACAAAGCAACAAUACCCAACUCUAGGCCAGUGACUGCUACAGAAGAACAUUAAUUUAGGGAGAGAUCUGUUCUUUCUGAAAGGGAUGGUAUGACACCAGUUGUGAAAAAGGCAAAAGGCUUAACAUCAAAGUAAGUUCCUUUUGAUUGGCUGUAUCAUCUAAGAAAAAAUUAUUCUAGUACAGGCAACUUGCAAAGCAUGUCUUAAUGAACAGAUUAAUCCACUUAACUAAAUCAGAAUUCAGCUAUGCAGCUUUUUUCCACUGUAAUUUUUUUCAUAAAUAAGAUGCAGAAAUAAACUGCAUCAGUUAAAAUGUGUUUAAUAAGCAAGCUAGUGAAUACRUGCAUGUUUAUCAAAACACUGUUACAGAUAAAUAAUCAGUUAUAAAUUAUAACACCCCCUCAAUUAUAUAUUUUCACACAGAGUAAGCAGCCAUAUUUAUUAGCAAAAUAACGCAUAAUUUACAACACAUGACUUUUACUUGCAAUGGUAGAAAUAUAAAUAGCUAUGUAUUGAUCCAAACUCACAACACUCUUGGCUCUGGGUAAGAGUGAGGAAUAUUUGUAAAAGUAGCAUAACAGUUCAGAUGUCCUAGAACGAUGUCUGGUGACAGACAAAAAGAAACUAGAAAUAAGAAAAGCUGUUGAGGAAUACAGUUUCCAAGAUGCAUUGAAUUUGAUUUUCAGUUCAGAUUUUAUAUUCUSUGUCUAAUAAUAAAAAAGAUUGUGUAUGAAAAGCUUUAUAUACUCUGCCAACAACUGGAAUUCUGUCACUUCCUGUAAAUAUGAAAAUUAUUUUUUUGACACAAAUGCACUUAUAUGGGUAGUGACUGUAUGCCAAUAAAAAGAGCAUACGAUCUCUGUAUUUAACUGUUUCAGAAAUUUUACUGUAACGGCCUACUCAUCACUGAGUAAUCAAAUACAUGUUGGUACUCUUGUCAGCAUCACAUGCACUGGACUUCUGUGAGCUUUGAAAACUCUCUUAGGAAUGUCUUUCACCAGAAAAGGCUGAAAUAUCAACAGCUCUUUUAAUUCCAUAUAUCUGAAGUGAUCCUCAAAUGUCCAAAUACAUACAAAACGGGAAAGUGUCAUUUUUAAAUGAAUGCUGCAAACACAUUUCAGUGCACUAYGGGAAAGCAAUACAUAGGAUUUUGAAUGUCAUAUAGCAACAUGACAUUUAGAGGCAUUUCCCUUGGAAACUUUUAAUAUAUAAGGGAUGGUGUGGAAUCAAAKGAACAAUGAUUUCCAUGCAAAUUGUUCUGAAUACAACCAAGCCAAUGUCCAUAUGGGCCCCAAGGUGCCGGACACACCAUGGAAAAGCAAGAAUUAGCUGURGCCAUGGAUUGGUCAAAAAAGAGUAGCUCGUUAAAAAUAUUCUGACUUUAAAGACUCAAGCAAUAACACUUGUUUUGAAAUAUGACACAACAAAAACUUAUGUCUUUGAGGCUCUGUGUCAUGGAAUAGCUACUUCUAGUUUGAAAUGAUCUUAUCCUGUUAGGUGGAAUACUUGCCAGUGUGCAUGUAUUUUAAUUCCUUGUAAUUGAUUUUGAAAUCACAAAUAUAAAAGCAAUGGCAAUGUAAGGUUUGGCUCUCUCGCUCAGAUUUUGUGUUUGCUUUGCUAAAUGAAUGACAAGUACUAAGCUGAAUAAUGUGCGCAUGCCUGCUUUGAAGGAAGGCUUAGUUUGGUUUCUUAAGGAGACCAUUCUAGCCUUCUAUAAAGGAUUUGUUGGAGCUCUUUUUUUCAGCUCUGUGGUGCUAUUAAUGAUUCUUAACUCUAGUGCAGUGUAAGCUUUGUUGGAUAGAAAGCAGGUGAGUACAAAAGUGAGGCAGGUAUAUAGUAAGCAGGUUUGCCAUAUAUUUAAUUGCUGUUGAGACAAGUUUUGUAAAGCCCUUUCAGCAGACCUUAUUUAGCUUUAAAAAGAAAAAAAUCCAAACUUCAACCACUACAUGAAAUAUACUGUAUUUACAGAAGACCCAUGAACAGGCAGAUUGCAAGCAGUGAGGGUUGUAGCACCAAACAAGAUCAGUUAAUAAAGCAGGCUGACACUAGAGGGAAGAGAAAGUCAAACCAGGGCUGGUUAUAUCAUUCCAAACUUUCUGCAGCCUGGAGGAUGCUCCUGCCCUUGGCUUUUGCAGGCCAUGCCUCCUGCCUGCGGAUGCCAGUGUCCGCACAGCCAGGCCAGAAACCCGGCGUGUGAUCAUCAGCCUGGCAAGGAGUGCUGUCAGCUCUGCUUUCCCGGCUUACCUUUGCCUGGCUCUGCACUGCUUCCUUCCAGCCAGCUUUGGCUUCACUGGGCUUUCUUGUUGGACCUGCAGCUCAAUA